AGUCGUCGAAUGAUUAGAUUCGUCCUUCUCGCUUGCUUGUUCUUUUCAUCGUCGUUUCCCGUAAAAUUGUCGCGAUCGGCAGGGGAAGAGAUGGAAAUGUCAAGAAUGCUCGCAGUGGAUUUCGAAGUUUUCGGCAUCGUGCAAGGUGUAUUCUUCAGGAAGUACACGCAGAAACGCAGUAAGGAACUGGGUCUGAAGGGAUGGUGCAUGAACAGCCCGAACGGUACCGUAAUUGGCCACAUGGAAGGGACAAAGGCGCAGAUUAACGAGAUGAAACAAUGGCUUCGCUACGUUGGAAGCCCUCAAUCCCGGAUCGACAAAACGGAAUUCCGUAACGAGAAAGAAAUCUCGAAGCCGUUGUUCAUCAAUUUUGAAGUCCGAAAGUAGAGGCGUUCUCCAAUUCUCGAGAACGAGGAAUAUACAUUAACGUUCAAAUUUUAAAAUUAUAAUAUUUAUAUAUAAGUUAUUUAUAUAUAAGUCGCGUCUGAUAAUAAAACCAUCCUAUUUAAAUAAAUGUAAAAUGUAAAUAAGUAUUAUGUA
Molecule: messenger RNA, 540 nt
Organism: Atta colombica
Lineage: Eukaryota; Metazoa; Arthropoda; Insecta; Hymenoptera; Formicidae
Product: acylphosphatase-1-like
Exons: 4
Coding region: 10-387 (125 amino acids)
Molecular function (GO): acylphosphatase activity
Source: RefSeq, a predicted model, not a curated record